This is a messenger RNA of Olea europaea var. sylvestris, 639 nucleotides long. RefSeq lists its product as uncharacterized. The transcript has 2 exons. The coding region runs from base 1 to 639 and encodes 212 amino acids. The record is from RefSeq and is a predicted model, not a curated record. NCBI's taxonomy places the organism in Eukaryota, Viridiplantae, Streptophyta, Magnoliopsida, Lamiales, Oleaceae.
AUGGUCAAUCCAAAAGAGCAAGUGCAAGCUAUUACAACCAGAAGUGGGGUGCAACUUCCUGAGAUUCAUGUGAAGAGACCAGAGCGAAAAAACAAAGAAAUAAUGGGUAAAGAGGCUGGCACAGAAGCAGAGUCUGAACAACCAAAUGACAAAGGGGACGAAAGGAAAGAAACAAAUGUAGUUAGAGCACCCAGUCCCGUCUACACAAAAUUCUUGAAAGAGAUCCUAUCUAACAAAAGGAAGCUGGAAGAACAUCAGACAAUCUGCCCGAAUGAGGAGUGCAGUGCAAUUCUAUUGAGAAAGCUACCUCCUAAACUAAAAGACCCAAGGAGUUUCACGAUACCUUGCACAAUUGGUUCUAAUUAUUUUGAACAGCCCUUAUGUGAUUUAGGUGCUAAUGUUAACCUUAUGCCUCUCUCUGUUUAUAGGCCUCUUGGGUUGGAAGAAGCAAAACCUACAACAAUCUCUUUGCAACUGGCUGACAGAUCGAUCAAACGACUGAAGGGGAUUAUUGAAGAUGUGCUAGUUAAACUUGACAGAUUCAUUUUUUCGGCUGACUUCAUUAUUUUGGACAUGGAGGAGGACUCAAACAUUCCUCUGUUUUGGGAAGACCCUUCUUGGCUACUGAAAGAGUGCUGA